Molecule: messenger RNA, 1269 nt
Organism: Chara braunii
Lineage: Eukaryota; Viridiplantae; Streptophyta; Charophyceae; Charales; Characeae
Source: the annotation of a GenBank genome assembly
AUAUGGGCAUUUUGAAUGGCUGGUUAUUCCUUUUGGCUUGACGAACGGCCCGGCCACGUUCCAAGCGGCUAUGACAACGGAGUUCUGAUACAUGCUGGACAAAUUUGUACUCAUCUACCUCGACGAUAUUUUGGUGCACAGUCGGAGUUUGGACGAGCAUGUGGAGCACCUGUGCACCGUUUUGGAGCGGCUUCGACAAGCCAAGUACAAAGCCAACCGCGACAAAUGUGAGUUCACUCGGCAGGAGCUCGAAUACUUGGGCCAUUAUGUGACGCCGCAAGGCAUCUGUCCGCUCGCGGACAAGAUUAAAACCAUCCGCGUAUGGCCUGAUCCCACCAACACCAUGGACGUUCACUCAUUCAUGGGGUUGGCAGGCUACUAUCAACGCUUCGUCACCGGGUACUCAAGGAUUGUCGCACCAUUGACGAGAUUACAAUCGCCAAAGGUGCCAUUCGUAUUCGACGACGAAGCACGCCGAUCAUUCCAAGCACUCAAGACGGCCAUGCUCAUGGCACCCGUUCUUAGCAUCUACGACCCCACCUUGCCAACGAGAGUGACAACCGACGCCUCCGACUAUGGUAUUGGGGCAGUUUUGGAACAACAAGACGAGGACGACUGGCAUCCCGCGGAGUACUUCAGCCACAAGGUGCCUCCCAUCAAUUCACUUGAUUAUGCAAGGAAGGAGCUACUCGCAUUUGUGAUGGCUCUCAAGCGAUGGCGGCACUUCCUCCUUGGGCAUCGUAGGUUCGCAUGGAUCACGGAUAACAACCCGUUGACCUACUACAAGACGCAAGAUACAGUGAGCAGCGCUAUCGGACGAUGGAUGUAUUUCAUCGACCAAUUUGACUUCACACCGAAACAUAUCUCUGGCCUCUCCAAUCUCGCAGCAGAUGCACUCUCGCGAAGACCCGAUCUUUGCGCUAUGACACAUCAUGCCUUCGCAUCCGACGAGGAACUCCAGCGACAUUUCAUUCGGGGCUACCAGUCCGAUCCGGAUUUCGCCACGCUAUAUGCGCAACUAUCUUCGGAGCACCCGUCGGCCAGCAAUUAUCGCAUCGUCGACGGGUACUUGCUUCUCCACUUGCUAGGCGAGGACUUACUUUGCAUCCCACGAGACCGUCGUCUUCGGACUCGCCUUCUCGGCGAGUACCACGACUCGCGACUCGCCAGCCAUUUCGGAGUCAAUUGGACUAUCGCACGACUUCGGCAAUGAUUCCAGUGGCCCGACGUCAUCACCGAUGUCACUCGGUAUUGCGACUCUUACGAAGU